Molecule: messenger RNA, 3704 nt
Organism: Sinocyclocheilus grahami
Lineage: Eukaryota; Metazoa; Chordata; Actinopteri; Cypriniformes; Cyprinidae
Product: SCL-interrupting locus protein homolog
Exons: 15
Coding region: 267-3206 (979 amino acids)
Biological process (GO): mitotic spindle organization; smoothened signaling pathway; microtubule organizing center organization
Cellular component (GO): microtubule organizing center
Source: RefSeq, a predicted model, not a curated record
CAAUUUAUUUUCGAGUUGUUGCGUCUGCUGAAUGCGUUCGUCUUGUAUUUCAUUGUUUAUUGACAACAACUGAUAUUUCUCAAUUUUCUGACAAGCCAAACGAGUUUAAUUAUUAACUCACGGGUCGUUACACGCGGCUUGGCGCGGUUAAUACCGCUUGAAAGACUGGAAGGACAGUUUUAACAUGUGUGGUCCGUUUUAACGCUCACAGUGUUUAGAUUAAAACACGACGAAGGCAUGAGCGAAGCGUUCAAACAGCCUAAAGGAUGAAUCGCGUACAAGUGGAUUUUAAAGGGUUGCCAGCCCACAUCUUGGAGAAGUGUGUUAGAGCAGAAACCCUUCAAAACCUCAGGUCUUCGGACAAUGUCCUUACUCCACUGACAUUCCCAAAAUCUAAAGUCUCUCUCUGGGAUCCAUCUCCCAGUGGUGAUGUUGUCAGUCUGCAUUUCUCAUAUUACAGGAAUCCGAGACUGUUACUUGUGGAAAAAGCAUUACGUUUAGCUCACCGGCAUGCUAGACAGACAAACAAGCCUCGGUUUUUCUGUUUCCUGCUCGGGACGCUGGCAGUAGACUGUGAUGAGGAAUGUGUGACGAUAACCCUGGAUCGUUUUGAUCCGGGCAGAGAGCAGACGGGAUGUCCUGGGAAAGCUCCAACUGCCCUUCUCCCCGGAGACAUCCUUGUGCCAUGUGUAUUUGAAGCCCAGCAUGCUACUGGCAGCACAGUGCACUCGAGGGAGGAUUUGAACAUCUUGUUUAAGAUGCUUCAACAUUGCUGCUGCAGUAAAGAGAUUCUGGAGUUGUCCAAACUCCUCACCUUGCGAGCUCGUCUCAGCUGCUCUGAGAACAUGGACAGACUCACCUUUGACCUGUCCUGGGCGGCUGUCACUUUGGCCUGCAUGCUCGAUGCCGUCCCUGUCCGGGCAGUGCCCGUCAUCCCAACCGCACUGGCCAGGAACCUCAGCAGUCCUGCAGGUGUGACCCAAAACAGCAGGAAACGUGGGUUUCUUACCAUGGAUCAGACCAGGAAACUUCUCCUCAUACUUGAAUCUGAUCCCAAGGCUUACACUUUCCCGCUAGUAGGAAUAUGGUUGAGUGGUGUUACACACAUCUAUAAUCCCAUUGUGUGGGCGUGGUGUCUGAGGUACCUGCACAGCUCCGCCCUCCAAGACAAAAAAAUAAAUCAAUCCUUGCCCUCAAUGAGAAGAUCAAGAGAAGGCUCAUCAGCAUCAUCUGCAUCAUCGUCUUCAUCCUCUUCCUCAAAGAAUGCUGCUUCGCCCAAUGGCUCUUUUCAUCAACAAAGGCAGCGUUCUUCCCAAGGUUUCCUGACCAAACCCCAGCCAAUUUAUUCCGGACCCCCAACAUCAGCUCACAGCAGUGUCAGAAAGAGUUCAGCAAUGCCUAGCCAGACCCCCAUUCAUCAUUCGUCUCAACACAGGCUCUUCCAUAGCACCCCAGCUGCCAACCCUUGCAGCUGCUGCACCAACCAACCCAGCCACGUCCCCUUGUAUCAAAACAACACCUGGCAAGGGACACCAUGUGUCCCCAUAGUCAACACCAACAAAGGUUUUGUUGAGCAAGUCCUGUCCUGUCAAACCCAGUGCUGCCAAGUCCAGUCUAGCCAGGUAGCAUGCUUAGACACCCCCAUAGGUCUCCUUCCUGCUGAUGCUUACAAGAUGCUUAUGGAUCAAGAGCGUCAGUUGAAGCUGCUUCAACUCCAGAUUCAGAAACUACUUGAGUCUCAGAGCAAAACACCUCCGGUAUCAUCUGCAGAACAUGACACUCAGCAGGAAAGAGACAAUCAGACACCCACAUCUCCACCGAAACGAACGAGUGUCAGUGUUGCUGUAGGAACAGGGGCUAGCUUGUUUUGGAACACCUCUCAGGAGGCCUCCACACAUGAAGCCCCAAAUCUGGAUUGGCAAACUGAGAUAGACCCAAAGUCUGGAGGUCAAAAUGACAGUAAAGUCACUUCCAGACUCGGAUCCGAAAAUGCAUGUCAUUACACCGAAGAGCGCAGUCCAGGAUCUCCUCUACAUCCAACAUCUCCAAAACCCAACAUGUCAUCUGGUUUCGGAGCCCAUUCGUUUCAGAGUCCAGUGUUGGGGGAGAGUGCUAGCAUGUAUUAUAACUCUCAGUCACAGAGUAACGAUCUGUCUGAAAACCGAGAAAUUGACAACCCAAGAUUUUACCAUGAACUACUGGGUCGGGUGCAAAGUCGUCUACAAGACUCCGCAAUUGUAGAAGAAAAGGUAGAGCAAGACAAACAGAGUGUCCCAAAAAGACAAAGUAUGUCCCCUGUAGGCCUUCAAUCUAAGAAAUCACCGACAUCUUCCAUACCCCAAACUCAAAAAACGAAGCACAGAUCCAGUCUUCCAUAUCAGGACCGUGUCUUAAGUGCAACAUUAAGACAGCUCCAACAGUUCGGGGUGAACAUAAACAUAGACUCUGCCCAGGAAAAGACGAUACGUGCAACUGUGGAAAGUGCCAGUACCCUUGCCUGCAUUAACCCAGAGGCGGUGAUUCCAAGACUAGCUCUUUCUGAACCAGUGGGGACCAGCAUUUGGGGACCAAGCGGCAGUGUAGACCUUAGCCUUGAGGCCAAUGCCAUUGCACUUAAGUACUUAAGCGACUCGCAACUGUCAAGACUCUCAUUGGGCAGUCAAUCCUCAGGCCCAUGUCUAGACCCUAGCGCGAUGCUCUUGAGAAGACCCGUUGCAGAAAAGAGCAGCGUUGGACUCGGUAUACUGUCCCCCAGCAAUAUGUCUCUAGCUACCUGUAAGUACAUGAAGAAAUACGGACUGAUUGAAGGAGAAAACAGCAGUGAAGAAGAGGACACCGUCCUGGUAGACUCAGCUCUCGGGUGUUCUGUACAGCAUGAAACAUCCAAGUAUGUGAGCAUUAAGCAAGACCGUGAAGACCAGAGUGCUGCGGUUCUAAAAAACAUUACAAACAAGCCAGUCGCCAAUCUCCACAUGUCUCCCAUUGACUCUCAAGAGCAGCUAAUCCUAGACUUGCGGCCCAAAAUGCAGCUGCUUAUGUGUGGCGGGACAAACCCAAAGAAGAAGAAUGAUGCAAAGAAAGGUCUGACUCAACGUAGGUCCUCGCUAACUGAAAACCAGAGGACGCAGGAAGUCACGGAGCCUGAAGGGUCAGUGGGAAAUUUUCUGGAUCUGAGUAGGUUACGCCAGCUCCCCAAGCUCUUCUAAAAUGCAUCAUGGGGGUUUUCCAAACAGAUCCCUUUAACACACCAACAACUCAAGAAAUGUCAGUUUGUUUUAAACCCAUCCUCGAAGAUUUAUCUUCCAUUGUUCGUUUACAUAGUAUAACACGAUUUUAUUUUUAAAAGUGUACAGACUCUUUUCUUCGAAAGCUUUUAAGUGUUUUGUUGUCUAACUUUUCAUCUUGUCACCUUAACGUUAUUUCCUGUCAUAUGCAGGCUUAAAAGUUUUUACAUGUUUACCUGAUGACUCCUUAUGUGUCAUGUACUGUAUGAGUAAAGUGCCUUGUAUGAAGUGACUCACUUAAGGCAGUAUUGUUUACUAAUUUUAACUUUCCAAAUUUUGUCUCGUUUGUGCCAUUACUUGACUGUUGAUCUCAAAUUGACAUGAACCGUUUCCGAGGGAAAGUUACUGUUGAGUUUUUAUCCUUUUGUGUUUUGUAUGUUCUUUUUAGAUGACUUUAGGUACAUGUAUGUGUCCAUAAUU